CUUCGUAAAUUGCUUUCCAACCAAAACUAAUUUCGAUUUUCGCACAGAGAAAACGUCAGGCACCAUUCAACAUGGGCUUGAAAUACGCGAUCAAAAGCUAGUUGUAGCUGAAAUAUUGCUCUAAUUGUAGUUUUAUUGUUAUUAUAGUUUCGUUUUACAUGUAUAUUGUGUAACUCAUAAAUUAGUCAAAAAUGGAUACAUUAAUCUUAGGAUAUCACAAUUAUGGCGUUUGUUGAUCAUUAAAAAAUUACGUUCGGUUGAUCAUUUUCUUUCUACUUAAUGUCUGCUUUUCGUUUGUGAUCGUCUGUUUUGUUCGCGUUUACGUGUUUACUCGAAAUGGUUAAGGAGAAGCCUAAUUCUAUUCGUAUUUACGACGACGAAGGAUUCCGACGACGCGCCGCUUGUAUAUGUGUACGAUCGGAUGCCGAAACCGAGGUGCUGCUGGUGACGUCGUCGCGGCGACCUGACAACUGGAUCGUGCCGGGCGGCGGCGUGGAGCCCGAGGAGGAGCCCUCGGUGACGGCCAUGCGCGAGGUUCUGGAGGAAGCCGGCGUCAUCGGGAAGUUGGGCCGCUGCCUGGGCGUUUUUGAGAACAGAGAACACAAGCACCGCACAGAGGUGUAUGUGAUGACAGUCACCCAAGAACUAGCCGAGUGGGAGGACUCCCGGCAGAUGGGCAGGAAGCGCCAGUGGUUCUCCAUCGACGAUGCUCUCGCCCAGCUGGCGCUGCACAAGCCCAUCCAGCGCCACUACCUGCAGCAACUGAAGCGUUCCAAGCAGAAGCCGGACGACGCCCGCAGCUAACUUGAAGCGCUGCAAGCGCUUGCCAGCUAAGUCCAUAGCUCGUAGGUAACGGCUAGCUUGCGACGCCUAAGUAAAGGUGUAACACGAUUUGCAGUACCGUACCGCUCGCUCUGCUCCGCCUCUCUGAACGUUCUUAUCAGCAAAUGUUGCCACUCAUAUA
Molecule: messenger RNA, 964 nt
Organism: Papilio machaon (common yellow swallowtail)
Lineage: Eukaryota; Metazoa; Arthropoda; Insecta; Lepidoptera; Papilionidae
Gene: Aps
Product: diphosphoinositol polyphosphate phosphohydrolase 2
Exons: 3
Coding region: 337-804 (155 amino acids)
Biological process (GO): diadenosine pentaphosphate catabolic process; diadenosine hexaphosphate catabolic process; adenosine 5'-(hexahydrogen pentaphosphate) catabolic process
Cellular component (GO): nucleus; cytoplasm
Molecular function (GO): bis(5'-adenosyl)-hexaphosphatase activity; diphosphoinositol-polyphosphate diphosphatase activity; bis(5'-adenosyl)-pentaphosphatase activity
Source: RefSeq, a predicted model, not a curated record